GAGUCCCUCUCGUGUGCCCUCGCGCACAUCGCAUGCGGUCUUCACUCAGCCUCCGCUGCUGUGAACACCAAACUUGCACUUCACCUCACGGUGCCGAUGCUUGGUUCAUGUGGAGAAGCCGAGAUAAACUAGUGGGCGCUGUGAAAACGUGCGGGCCACGCUGCGCGGGGCUCGCUCGGUUGUUAGCUCCGGCUAGGCAUGCCAGCUCCCUCCCGUGACGCUAUCGCCGUCGCCGUGGGCAAGUGCGUCUUUCUCAAGCUCGCGCCGCAGGACACGCAGAAACUCCUCGCGCCGGUUGGCGCCAAGGUGGACUGGAAGGCGGUCCGCGCGUACACGGCGCAGGCGGUCCGUUCGCCGCAGGCUGCGGCGUGCUUGAGCGGCCACUUCACGGAGCAGCUGGCGGUACUGAAUGCGGUUCUGGAGCCCAAGCUCUUUCUUGGCGGCGCCAGCCCCUGCCUGGCCGAUCUCGUGCUCGCCGUCGCGCUGCACGGCUGCUUCGCUGCGUUCGACGACCAGCACAAGUGGGCGCUCUGCAACGCGUCGCGGUGGUUCGACCUGCUGCAGCACCGCGCGGUGGCGCUGGGCAUGCCCGACGACUUGAAGCCGGGCCCUCCCGUCACCUUCGUCUACGACGCGCCCGAGCCGCUACCCGCCAUCGAGUCGCUCGCGCCUCUCGCCACCGACGCGGAGGGCGUCGCCUGCUACAGGGGCGUUCCGUUUGCGACAGCGGCGGGCAAGUGCACUGCAGCCAUAAAGAGCGCGCCGAUCAGCUAG
Messenger RNA from Emiliania huxleyi CCMP1516, 774 nucleotides. RefSeq lists its product as hypothetical. The record is from RefSeq and is a predicted model, not a curated record. The transcript is spliced from 2 exons. The coding region runs from base 199 to 774 and encodes 191 amino acids. NCBI's taxonomy places the organism in Eukaryota, Haptophyta, Isochrysidales, Noelaerhabdaceae.